AAAUAAUAAGAAAAGGAGAUUUGGUAAACGCUUCUUUCUUGUUGGUCUAAUGCUAAUCCUCUUCUUCCUCUGAGACUUUUUUUUCUGCGUUUCCUUAACCAAAUACGAGGCAAAGAGAAAGUGAGUGAUUUUUGUUUAUAUGUUUGAAAUUUGAAGAUAAUACUAUGAGUAGGCACUCAGUUGCAAGUGCUUCUCGCACCUCCUUCUUCCAAAAGAUCAUGAGUGCAUGCCUUGAUUCAUCUUCCCCUGACUCUGGAAAAGGGAGAAGUAAAUCCUCAACCAAGAAAUUGUCUCAUGGGUUUCAGUUGGUUGAAGGAAAAUCCGGCCAUGAUAUGGAAGACUAUCAUGUCGCUGAGUAUCGGAAAAUCAAGAAUCACGAGCUUGGAUUAUUCGCUAUAUUUGAUGGUCAUCUUGGGGAUCGAGUACCUAGUUAUUUGAAAGAUAAUCUCUUCGUCAACAUCCUUCAUGAGUCCAACUUCUGGGAAGACCCUAAAACCGCAAUUAAGAAUGCUUAUAAAAAGACUGAUAGGUUUAUUUUGGAGAAUUCUAUGCAAUUGGGCACUGGUGGCUCUACUGCUGUUACUGCUAUUGUCAUUGAUGGCAAGGACUUAUGGGUCGCCAAUGUUGGUGAUUCUAGAGCUGUUGUCUGUGAGAGAGGCUGUGCCAAUCAGCUUACUGUGGACCAUGAGCCACACACUGAACGGAAAAGGAUUGAGAAACAGGGUGGCUUUGUCACAACUCUUCCGGUCAUUUCAGGGGAUGUGCCUAGGGUUAAUGGCCAACUUGCAGUUGCCCGAGCUUUUGGAGAUCAAAGUCUUAAAGCACAUUUAAGUUCAGAACCUGAUGUAAGACAUGUGCCCAUAGACUCAACCAUGGAGUUUGUUAUUUUGGCUAGUGAUGGUUUGUGGAAGGUCAUGCAGAAUCAAGAGGCAGUUGAUUUGGUGAAACCCAUUAAGGAUCCACAAGCUGCUGCCAAGCGCUUAACGACCGAGGCAUUGGCAAGAAAGAGUAAGGAUGAUAUAUCAUGCAUUGUGAUCCGUUUUGGUUGAGUCAGUUUCAUAAUAGCACAUUGCUAUUACCAAUUGUUAGUUCUGUCCGUUGGAAUUAUGAGCUGGUUGGGUUGUGUUUGAAGCUGGAAAUAUGUGGGUCUGAGGGCUUUGAUUUAUGUUUUUUUUCUCCUCUCUUUUGGGUUAGGAAUUCUCAUGGUAGACUAGAGCAAACUGUUAAGAUGGAAGUGAUGAAAGACUUUUAAUUUGACCAAAGAAAUACCCUCAUUAUUCCCAUGGGUGAUGACUGCUUUUGGAUUGGAGUGCAGUAGUUAAUGGGGUUAAUUCUUUCAACGGACAGAUGAUGAUAGGAACUUUAAACAAAAAUAGUUUUAGAUUCUAAUUCUGUGUAUAGGUUGUAAACAUAAAUAAAAGAUAAUAUGCUACUCUCUUGUAAUAUAUAUAUAUCUAUAUAUAUAUAUAUAUAUAUAUUGGUGGUGGUUACAUAUAUACACAAGUUUGUAUCACA
Messenger RNA from Manihot esculenta (cassava), 1515 nucleotides. RefSeq names its product probable protein phosphatase 2C 44. Gene Ontology annotation, biological process: protein dephosphorylation. Gene Ontology annotation, cellular component: nucleus; cytosol. The record is from RefSeq and is a predicted model, not a curated record. The transcript is spliced from 5 exons. The coding region runs from base 165 to 1049 and encodes 294 amino acids. Gene Ontology annotation, molecular function: protein serine/threonine phosphatase activity. NCBI's taxonomy places the organism in Eukaryota, Viridiplantae, Streptophyta, Magnoliopsida, Malpighiales, Euphorbiaceae.